CACUUCCCAGGAGGUUUUGCACUGCGGGCGCGGCCCCGGGCUCAUCGCCGAUUGGGACGCUGGGUCUGGCGCACCGCGAGCGUAAUGGCCGCGUGGAGCGAGCGGCUGGCCGGCGUGCGCGGUGUUCUGCUUGACAUCUCUGGGGUGCUGUACGACAGCGGGGCGGGCGGAGGCACGCCGAUCGCGGGCUCGGUGGAGGCAGUGGCGAGGUUGAAGCGGUCCCAACUGAAGGUGCAAUUCUGCACCAACGAGUCACAGAAGUCCCGGGGAGAGCUGGUGGCAGUGCUUAGACGCCUGGGCUUUGACAUCUCUGAGGGGGAAGUGACCGCCCCAGCUCCAGCCACCUGCCAAAUCCUGAAGGAGCGAGGACUGCGGCCAUACCUGCUCAUCCAUGAUGGAGUCCGCUCAGAAUUUGAUCACGUUGACAUGUCCAACCCGAACUGUGUCGUGAUUGCAGAUGCUGGUGAGGGCUUUUCUUAUCAGAACAUGAAUAAAGCCUUUCAGCUGCUUAUGGACCUGGAAAACCCUGUGCUCAUAUCACUGGGGAAAGGACGCUACUAUAAGGAGACCUCUGGCCUGAUGCUGGACGUUGGACCCUACAUGAAGGCCCUCGAGUAUGCCUGCGGUGUUGAAGCUGAGGUGGUAGGGAAACCAUCUCCAGAGUUUUUCAACUCUGCCCUGCAAGCGAUGGGGGUGGAAGCCCACCAGGCCAUCAUGAUUGGGGACGAUAUUGUGGGCGACGUCGGUGGUGCCCAGCGGUGCGGACUGAGAGCCCUGCAGGUGCGGACUGGAAAGUUCAGGCCCAGUGACGAGCACCAUCCCGAAGUGAAGGCUGAUGGGUACGUGGACAACCUCGCAGAGGCUGUGGACCUGCUGCUGCAGCACGCGGACAAGUGACCGCCUUCAGCGAAGACCCAGCCUCCUCCUACUGCUGCCCUCCUCCCCCACCAGGCCCUGGCAGCCCCACCUUCUGUGGGCCUUCUGCAGUUCUGGGCUGCCUUGCCCCUGGGCCAGAGUCCACCCGUUCCUCAGCCCCUCCCCCCUCCUGAGCAAGAGGUUUGUUCCCUUGGCCUCAAGAACAAACCCCUGGGCAUGUGCUGGAAGGGACCCCUGUAAUUCCUGAAUUCACUCCCUCACCAUGUGCUCACCUAACGGGAUGCAGGGCAUACCGCCCUUAACUUAACCUUUGCAUUGAAGGGAGGAGCCUGGAGAAAACCCAGGGUCCUGCUGUGCACAUCUCCUGCAGCCCAAGCUGAGCCAGCUUCCCUAGGACUGCCCGGCAACCCCACCCUCCACUCAGACACCCCACCCUGCCCAUCAUCAGAGUGGCUGAUUAGCACUUGACUCUCCCACCCCAAAACAGUGCCGGCCCACCGCUUUUCCUAGCCCCGCCAAUCCUGUUGCAGACACAAACCGGUACAGCUACCAGGCGCCCUUUGAAGACUGCCCUACCUAUACAGCAGGAGUUUACCUCUGCAAUCGAGGUGGCAGGCACAGAAGGAACUCUGGAGUCAGAACCAGAGAGACUUGAGUGCAUGCCCAGUGUAUGCGGGAGAAACAAAUGACCCAAUAAACUUUGCCUAGAACAGCAGCCUUGACUCUGGCUUUGACUACCUGGAGGGCCCUAUGGUGUGGGUGGGAGUGGAAGCCCUGAACAGGGUCUCAGGCACUGUCUCUAGCCCUGCCAUGAGGUAGGGCUACUAACAGCAGAGUGGGCACCUGCUCUGAGCUUUCUAACAGAUGAGGAAACUAAGGCCGAGAGUAGGCAAUGAGCUGCCCUGGACCUUACUUCAGAGCAGACAGACCAGGACAAAUAAUUCAUCACUACCACAAAAUACAAGUGGCAGGCUAUGUUUAUAAAGAAAAGAGGUUUG
Molecule: messenger RNA, 1874 nt
Organism: Castor canadensis (American beaver)
Lineage: Eukaryota; Metazoa; Chordata; Mammalia; Rodentia; Castoridae
Gene: Lhpp
Product: phospholysine phosphohistidine inorganic pyrophosphate phosphatase
Biological process (GO): dephosphorylation
Cellular component (GO): cytosol; cytoplasm
Molecular function (GO): phosphatase activity; inorganic diphosphate phosphatase activity
Source: RefSeq, a predicted model, not a curated record